Trichomonas vaginalis G3 is the source of this 3960-nucleotide messenger RNA. Its product is annotated as calcium-dependent cysteine-type endopeptidase protein. Gene Ontology annotation, biological process: proteolysis. Gene Ontology annotation, cellular component: cytoplasm. Gene Ontology annotation, molecular function: calcium-dependent cysteine-type endopeptidase activity. Lineage: Eukaryota; Parabasalia; Trichomonadida; Trichomonadidae. The coding region runs from base 1 to 3960 and encodes 1319 amino acids. The transcript has a single exon. The record is from RefSeq and is a predicted model, not a curated record.
AUGGCAUCAAUUUCAAUACAAGAUUUCCCUCGGCAAACAUUUGGAACAAUAUGUUUGCAGUGGGGAAUUCCGUUUCUUGUAGUUGUCAUAGUUUGGGCCAUUAUUCUGCAAAAAUUCUUCAAAUGGAGACCUAUUUUACUCCGAAAGUACGCCAUAGCUAAUUUUCUCGAAACAGAAGUUACCGACUUCAAAGUAAGCAUAGUAGAAUACAUAUGGUGGUUCGUUUAUGCGCUACCUUUUUUAUUAUGCAUUGGCUGGGGAAUUAACACUUUUUUAUCAAUUGAUUAUCCAGUACUUGGAAUUGACUUAAUCAUUGCACCUCCUGCUUUACUAAUUCUUCUAUUAGGUUUCCUAAAUUUCGAAAAUAACGGUUUUAAGAUUUCAAAAUCGGUCAAAAUUACAAUUGGUUGCGCUGGUAUACUACUAAUUGCAUUAACAUUCGUUGACGCAUUCAUGAUUAGCGAAAAAUCAUGGAUGGCAGGUGGAUAUUUGAUAAUUUGGCCAAUUUUAGUCUUCUACGGCUUCUAUCAAUGCUAUACUCGCGAAAAGUUCAAGUUAAAUGAAAUGAUGGAGAUGACAAAAUCAGAAGAUUCGAUUAAAACUUUUAUAAAUGAUAUUUCACAGAAAAACUACGAAAAUUGGAUAGAAGGAGGCAAGUAUUCUACAGGACUAAUGAAAUAUCUUGGCAUGGGAAUAUCAUUGGCCGUGUCUGCCGCUUGUUCUUUGUUAUUUUAUUUUUAUUGGGAUAAAACAGCAACACAAAAGUCAGCAACAAUAGCGACAUCUGUUGGUUCAUUCAUUGUAGAUGCUUCUAUUAUACUAACAAUCACAUUUUCUAUAUCAAAUCUCAAUAAUAUUAUUUUAUUAUUAAUUGGAUUCGCUAUCAAAGCGGUCGCAAUCUCAUUUUCUUCUAGAUUUUGGAUGGCUGGUCAUGGACUGAUCUUCUUUUUCGUUGGAACAUUCUAUUUAACUCGAAUUUUAAUUUGGAUAUUUAAUAAAUUUACAAAAAUUGAUAAUGAAUUCGAAGGAAUGGAAAAUAUUGAUGAAGAUGUAAGGAACACAAUUGAUAAUAUGAACACAGAUGUCAAUCACGUGUCAACAACAGAAUUAAUAAUUUCAUCUUUAAUUUUUAUUGUUUAUUUAGUAGCUUUGAUAUGUGAAUUAGAUGCAUUAGAUCUUAGUGACAUGGAAGAGAUAGGAAUAACAGCAAAUUAUACGAUUUCUCAACGACAUAUGCUGAUUGGUUUUAUAAUAUUGACAAUUGCAACAAGUUUUACAAUUUCUUUAUGGCAAAUUGAUUCGAAUAAUUUUGAAAUUGCAGAUUUGAGUUCAAUUCCCCCUCUUAUUGAAAUUGUUUGUGAUGUUAUUGUAUGGAUUGGUUUUAUGUUUGCUGUUGACUUUCGUAGUGGUGAUCUUGGUGUUUAUGGUGCUUCUCUUUAUUCGAUUCUUUCUGGAUAUUUAGUUUCCAGAAGAAUAUUAAAUGUUCAUAUAAGAAAUGAUACAUUUAGAGGAUUGAUUUUCGGCCAUUAUAUUUAUGGUUUGUUGAUUUUGUCUAUUUUGGCUUCUAUGAUUUGUUUGAUUGUUCUCCCUUUUCUUGGUGAAACAAAAUUUGGAGGUUGUUAUGUUUUGUCACUUUUGAUGUCACUUUUAUCGUUUUAUUCCUAUUUUAUAGAAAGCAGAGAAGAAAAUUCAGAGGAAAAUAAGUCUUAUGAAUGGUUCUGGAGAAUGGCAUCGAUAAUAAGUUGGAUUUCUUUCUUAAUUUUCUCGUGUUUAGAGUAUAAAACUGUUUUAAUCGGUUUGUCGGUUUUUAUUCUAAUUCUAUGGGUUUGUUCGAUUAUUUGGCAAGCAGUUUUAGUUACAAGGAAAGGUUUAGUCAUUGAGAAAAUCAAUUUAUACUUCAUUGCAAUUCCAGCAGGAAUAAUAACGGUUUUAGCGGUUAUUUUAUUUAUUUUUUAUCCUCUUUCUAGUUGUAUUUUGUUCUUCUUCUCUGUUCUGGUAUUUUUAUCAACAGUUUACUUUUUUGUCAAACAAAAUUCUGACAUAGUUUACAAGUAUUCAAAAAUAAUUGUUUUAGCAGUUUUAGUUGUUUUAGAAAUUUUAGAUUUGUUUUGUUUUAUUUAUGUGGCAAAAUCCACUUUUAUCAGUUUGACAUCAAUUUGUAUGACACUUUUUAUUACUUCAUUUUGUUAUUUAUUGAUUUCCACAAUGAGUUCUGAGAAAGCAGGAAGAAUUAUAUUUACAAACAUUUAUUUCCCUGUCAGAAAAUUGAAGGGAGGUGAAGUCAAAAAUUUACCAUUUUUCGGAUUGUUUUUCUCCAUUAGUUUUGCUGCUGCUUGGAUAUGGGGAGUAUUCUCAAGUGUUUUCUUCAUUUACCCAUGGUUUGGAAUUCUUGCUCAAGUAGCUGCUUAUUCUUUAUUUACUUUCAUUGUUUUUGUGAAUUUGACAGAUUUUGAUUGUGGUGCAAUUCAAGCUCUUGAAGUUUUAGAUGAGAAAAAUAUUAAUUAUUGCAUUGGCAAGACAAUUAAAACUGUUUCUGUUAAUUUUGGCAGCGAAAUGGAAGAAAUGGAGAUUUCAGAUUAUGAAAGUUUUAUGAAUUACGUUGAUAGAAGAACUGAAAUUUCAAAUUCAAAGUCACUUUUUGCUUCAAUUUUACGUGGUCAGUUAUAUAUUACAGGUGAAGUGAACUUUAAUGUCAUUAUAGAUAGUAUUAAGAAUUAUCUUGCAAAGAAUGGAACAUCAUGGAAAUAUUUAGACUUAGAAAAGAAAUAUUCUUUGAAAGAAAGAGUUUCUCUAUUUAAUAUUUACAAAGCAAUUGAAAAUUUUGAAAAACCAAACAAACAAAAAGUGACAAAAUAUGAAAAUUUUGUUGAAAAACAAGAUGAAAAAAGGCAGAUUGUACAAGAUGAAGUUCUUAAGAACUUAUCAAAUGAGUAUGGUCAAAUAUUGAAAUCGCUUUUCAACAACAAAUACGAAGACAAAAACUUUUAUCCUUUUGGCUGCAGUUUCUCAGAAUUGAAAAGUUGGGCGAAACUGAAUGGUUCUUAUACUGCAAUUGAUGGCGGGCAAUGUCACAGAGCUUUGUUUUUGUUUGAUUUCGGUCAGCCAUUUCAGUUUAUUUUCGAGGAUGAUAAAGUUAAAGAAGAAAUUGUCAAUGGAAACUUAUGGAAGAAAAUGAUAAAGAUAAAAGAAACAGGAGGUUAUUUAUGUUGUGGAUCUAAUUCUGGAUCUGAUACUGAUAAAAAUGAACAUGGUGUUAUUUUAGGCCAUGCUUAUACAAUUCUUGAUGUUGUAGAAAUACAAAAUUUCAAAUUAAUUAAACUGAGAAAUCCAUGGGGAGAAGGAGAAUGGAAUGGGGAUUGGAGUGAUACAUCAAAUCUCUGGGAUCUACAUAAAGAUAUAACAAGAGAAUUGAAGCAAGAAAAUAAAGAUGAUGGAGAGUUCUGGAUGAAUUUCAAAGAUUUCUUGCUUAAUUUUAGAACUUUGUAUGUAUUAGAUAAAAUGAAAGAUAAGUUUUAUAUCAAGCUUUCUUCAUCAUUUUGCAAGAACAAAUAUGACGGAGCAAAUCCUUAUUCGAAAGAAAGCCCAGACUUGACACACGUUCAAAACUAUUUGUUGAGAGUGAGAUCUCCAACAAUUCUUCAUUGUCUACUAGAAAGAACAGGAGCAAACACAAAAAUUAGAGCUGUUAUGUGUUACAAUGGCGGAAAAUUCAUUGAUAGAAUGUGGAGUGGAAUAAAGAAUCGCUCGGAUUUCUGUCCAGGAAAUUGGCCAAUGGAAAGUUUUGAUUGGAGCAUCGAAGACACACAAAAACCAUGGACAUUGGCAUUAACAAGAGAUGCAGAUGAAAAUGAGUCAAAGUUCAUAUUCCACAUUUGGUCCGACUGUCUAAUUGAGCUUGAGCCAAUGCAAAUGGAAGAAGAAAUGCCACCUCAUGAGAUCAGUACAUCAAUGAACUUUUAA